Caenorhabditis remanei is the source of this 222-nucleotide messenger RNA. RefSeq lists its product as uncharacterized. The record is from RefSeq and is a predicted model, not a curated record. The transcript is spliced from 2 exons. The coding region runs from base 1 to 222 and encodes 73 amino acids. NCBI's taxonomy places the organism in Eukaryota, Metazoa, Nematoda, Chromadorea, Rhabditida, Rhabditidae.
AUGAAUACUCAAGUACCAAAAGGAAAUACGAUCAACAACACGACAACCGAGUACAUCUACCAACCGCAAGACAACUACGCAACCGACAUGGCAAUGUCCCUAUUCAACGAAACACCCAUCACACACAAUCAAACACAGAAAGCCGAAAAGAAAAAGGACGCGUACACCUUUCAUUUCGCAAAAGGUUCGGCUCCUGUGAUAAACAUAUAUAAAAAGGAUUGA